AUGCAGUUUCUGGACUUUGAAGCCGCUUUCGACUCCUUUCACCAAGGCUGUUUUCUUGACGUCCUCCGAGCCGAUAGAGUACCAGGAAUGUCCGUUCGCUUGCUUGAUGACAUGAAUCAACGAACAACUGCUGCUGUUCGAACACCAGCCGGAUGUACAACAUCGUUUGAAGUGACAAUUGAAGCAAAUCAAGGAGCAGUGGCAGGAUUCCUAUCUGUUUAA
This is a messenger RNA of Necator americanus (New World hookworm), 222 nucleotides long. RefSeq lists its product as uncharacterized. The coding region runs from base 1 to 222 and encodes 73 amino acids. The transcript has a single exon. The record is from RefSeq and is a predicted model, not a curated record. NCBI's taxonomy places the organism in Eukaryota, Metazoa, Nematoda, Chromadorea, Rhabditida, Ancylostomatidae.